AUGCAAUACUCGAACGUUAGGCUAGAGUUGGUAGUCGGUACUAAUUAUACGGUGUAGAAAUACCCACAGGCUCAUUAAGUUUAUUGUGCAUAUGCAUGCAUACAUGUACUAGUUUUGUCCUACUGUUGUGUUUCUGAGUGUAGAUAUGGAUCAGCCAAGAGCUGUUGAGCGAACAAGGUUGGAGAAACUUUUGCAGCACUACGACAUCAAAGAUUUUAUCAGAUUUCUAGCUAAAAAGAAGUUUCUAUCUGCUUUUGAACAUACACUUCUAUCUAGACUUACCAAGAAAGAAACCAUUAACCACCUAGCUAAGAGAGACCAACUUGAAGGGGGCCUCAUGGACAUUUUUCUUCAGUACACUAACUUUGUCUUCGAAGAUGUGAACUUGGUACUUUCUGAGAUUUUAAGAGACCAGAGAUUGUUCCCACCCAAACAAGAAUCUGAUUCUGAUUCCUUUUCAUCAUCAUCUUUCUCAGAAGAUUCUGACCCUGGCCAGUACAGCCAAGAAAGUCCAAAUGACAUAAGUGAAUGUUCAGCUAUUGUUGAUGAUCCUGGGUAUUGUACACAAAGCAAUUCACUGGGAUGUUCUCUGACAAAUGAUGUUCAGCUUCCUUCUCCGGAGUACCUCGAAGCAACCAGUAGACAAUUGCAACCAGCAACAAUGCAUCCUUCACGACCGAAGAAAAACAGACGCUCAGGGCAUGUGUACUUCACAACCAAUAAUUAUUUCAAUUCAGUGCCUAUGAACUCAAGCUUGCCGUUGACACAACACUGGAUUCCAAAUCAGGGUUAUAGUGCAGCGACAGACACAGACAGCCAAUUUUCACUACAGUCACCAGUUUAUGAGAAGAUUGAAAACUUCAAGCUAGUACUACAAAAAUGCAACCGUGAGCUUAUAGAAUGCUUAAACGUACGAUCACUGCUACCAUAUCUUAUUGAGCAAGAACUUUUGACUUCAGAUGAAUAUGAAACCCUUAAAAUGGGGACCCGAAAUGAGCAAAAUCAGUCACUAUUACAUAUACUACCCUCAAAAGGUGAACAUGCUUGCAAACGAUUCCUCAAAUGCUUAAACCAAGAAAAGGAGCACUUGGGCCAUAAACAGCUUGCAACACGUCUGAGUGGUAUGAUAUAAUCAUGCCAAAGGAUAUUCGAUUGAUGUGUAAGGGUACUGAUAACUUAAACAAUGCUGCUUGUAAGGACAGAUUUUCAUGAUUUGUUUUGUACCACACUAAUUAUAGCUUUGUAGAUUGUCACAAUUAAGUGUUUGUCCAAAUAACACUCAAACUUGUCAUUGUCAAAGUAAUGUUGAGGAGUUUUUGUGAACACUUCCAU
Molecule: messenger RNA, 1332 nt
Organism: Halichondria panicea
Lineage: Eukaryota; Metazoa; Porifera; Demospongiae; Suberitida; Halichondriidae
Exons: 4
Coding region: 146-1132 (328 amino acids)
Biological process (GO): regulation of apoptotic process
Source: RefSeq, a predicted model, not a curated record